This is a messenger RNA of Pteropus alecto (black flying fox), 2338 nucleotides long. RefSeq names its product syntaxin 18 (gene STX18). The transcript is spliced from 11 exons. Gene Ontology annotation, molecular function: SNAP receptor activity. The coding region runs from base 110 to 1117 and encodes 335 amino acids. Gene Ontology annotation, biological process: retrograde vesicle-mediated transport, Golgi to endoplasmic reticulum; intracellular protein transport. The record is from RefSeq and is a predicted model, not a curated record. NCBI's taxonomy places the organism in Eukaryota, Metazoa, Chordata, Mammalia, Chiroptera, Pteropodidae. Gene Ontology annotation, cellular component: SNARE complex; endoplasmic reticulum; membrane.
GAGGAGUGCAGACCCGGAACGGUCCUCCAGCGGCCGGGCUCGCACAGCAGUCGCCGAGUGCUGACGUGGGCCGGCUCCGCGGGGUCGGGGGCAGGAGGUGCAGGUCGCCAUGGCGGUGGACAUCACGCUGCUGUUCCGGGCCAGCGUCAAGACCGUGAAGACGCGCAACAAAGCGCUGGGAGUGGCGGUGGGCGGCGGGGUUGAUGGCAGCCGCGACGAGUUGUUCCGCCGGAGCCCCCGGCCCAAGGGCGACUUCUCCAGCCGGGCGCGCGAAGUGAUUUCACACAUUGGAAAACUGAGAGAUUUUCUUCUGGAACACAGGAAAGAUUAUAUUAAUGCUUAUAGCCAUAUCGUGUCCGAGUAUGGGAGGAUGACAGACACGGAACGAGACCAGAUAGACCAGGACGCCCAGACCUUCAUGAGGACCUGCUCAGAAGCAAUCCAGCAGCUGCGAGGUCAAGCCCACAAGGACGUGCCCUCCCAGCAAGUGAAGGAGCACAGGACCGCCGUCGUGGAUUUCGUCGAAGAUUACUUAAAAAGAGUGUGUAGACUUUACUCAGAACAAAGAGCCAUCCGAGUUAAACGCGUGGUGGAUAAGAAGAGAUUAUCUAAGCUGGAACCAGAACCAAACACAAAGACAAGAGAAUCCAUGUCCUCUGAGAAAGUUUCACAAGAUCCUUCAAAAGACUCUGAAGAAAAGCCUGUCACUGAAGAAUGUCCAGAAAAGAUUCCGGCCGAAGCACAACCUGAAUUGGGACCCUGGGGAGAUGGCAAAGGUGAAGAUGAAUUAUCCCCAGAAGAAAUACAAAUGUUCGAACAGGAGAACCAGCGCCUCAUCGGCGAGAUGAACAGCCUGUGUGACGAGGUGAGGCAAAUCGAAGGGAAAGUGGUUGAAAUUUCCAGACUCCAGGAGAUCUUCACAGAGAAGGUUUUACAGCAGGAAGCCGACAUUGACAGCAUCCACCAGCUCGUUGUCGGGGCAACCGAGAACAUCAAGGAGGGUAACGAAGACAUCAGAGAGGCCAUCAAAAACAACGCGGGCUUCCGAGUGUGGGUGCUCUUCUUCCUGGUGAUGUGCUCCUUCUCGCUGCUCUUCCUCGACUGGUACGACAGCUAGCCGCCCUGUCGCUCCGCAGCUGGCCGCCGUGGUCUCCGGCGUCGAGCAGCAGUGACCAGGUUUUACCAGAGCCACGCGGGGGGAGGGGGGAGGCAGACGACCGCUCUCAGAGGGGACACCCAGACCCGUGGUUUUAAGCCCAUUUAGUAGCAGGAAAGCAGUGAACACAAACGGAAAAUGGUCUGUGGCAGUCAUGGCAGUGGGGGUGCGGGGAGACGCCUGCCCCUCCCUCCCAGGGCUUCAGAAAGAACGCGGAGCAGUUACACCAAAAACAAUCACAUCUCCGUUCUCCUGAGGCUCCCUGCCUGCCUGAGCCGGCUGACACAGCCUCGCUGCACCGUGGAAAAGCGCCUUUGCCUUGUCAGUCUAAGUAACGUGACGACAGCCACUUAGGUACUGUCAGUGGGUCCCAGUUCAGAAACGCGGUGGCCGCCUCCCAGCGCCUGUUCCUGACCAGCGGGCAGGAGGCCCACAGGCAGGGGGCCCAGGAGCUUUGUUCAGAGGGGGAGAUGGCGCCCUGGGGGAGCGGGGCCUGUGCAUCCGACCUCCUGGGAACGUGACUGGGAACGAAUGCCUGUGUGUGAAGGCAAGCACGAGCCACGAGCCAUGUCCACGCGGAAAGCGUCCUGUGUCAGCAGGGCCGCCUCGCCGUGGGUGUAGACGCUCACCGCACAGUCUGCGGGCAGCCACGGGGACCUGGGUUCUUUAUUUGCACAGUGAAAAUGUCAGAAGUUACAUGUGCAUGAACUCGCAGUCAAUAAAGCGCACAUCUAGGAAACACGAAUGGGGCUUGCCAUGGCGCCGUGACUUUGUUUACAGACGUGUGCGGGAAACCUGGCACGCGGGUAUGACUCUGCCUGCCUUCCGCAGCCUGGCAGCACGUGACGACGACGCACACGCACUGACUGCCCUGCAGCCAGGUCAGUCUCCAAACCCCCUGGAUAAGAAAGACGUUUUAGAAGCACAUUGCAAGAAACGGUACUGGAGUUGGCCGCGAUCACCAUGCUUGUUCGCAACGUAUCUUACACUAUGUCGUUUAUUUUUGAUCUAAAAAACAGUGAAACUUGACACGUCCACCAGAAACAAUACAUUCAAAUGACAUGGAAGAAAAUGUCUGAAUAUCUUUGUUCUAUUUAAUUGUCUUACACACUUAGUUUAUCUAAUGGGCAAUUUUGUAAACAUUUAAUGUCAAGAUUCAGAUCGAAACCAUUUUCUUACAAA